AGACAGUUUCCCAACCUCAGAUGUGACAAAGCAUCCCCGCAGAAGUUUGACUAGGUCCCAGAAUGAGACUACAGGAAAUUAUAUGAGGCUCGAUACUCUCAUUUGGCCUCGACGACAAUUACUGUCCGGUAACUUUGCACAAUAUGGGUAUCUUCGCUCUCAUCAUCAUCAAUAAGGCCGGCGGUCUAAUCUACAACCGGACCUUCAGCGAAGGUCUCAACCAACUCAACACAAAUGACUAUCUCGUCCUAGCCGGAACCUUUCACGGCGUGCACGCCAUAACCGCCCGCCUAAACCCUAUCAAAGAACCCCCUUCCCCUCCCUCCUCAGGCGGGUCUCCCAACCGCGCAGAGCCCGCCUCAGGUCUCGAGGUAAUGGAAACGGAGAACUUCCGACUGCAGUGCUUCAACACCCUAACGGGGACGAAGUUCCUGCUGUUUACGGACACAAUGCAGAGCAACGUCGAUGGCACCAUGCGCAAGAUCUACGAGCUUUAUGCCGACUACGUAAUGAAGAAUCCCUUUUACCAGCUCGAGAUGCCCGUGCGCUGCGACAUGUUCGAGCGUAAGCUCAACUCGUACAUUCGCGAGAUUAACAGUUCGCGGUGAUGACGUGAUGGGAUCAGGGUCAGGUUGGAGGAGACUUAGGCAGGGUGGAAUGACGGGGUCGAGUGGAUUCAUUGUAGACCUUACGAAGGGAAGGACGACUAUCAAGGUUGGAAGUCAUGGGCUGAGAUAUAUCACAUGUCUUGGCAUCUGGUAUGAAGAAGACGAGGCCAGUGUUGGCAUUGCGAAGCUUCAUGUUGAGGCAAGUCACGAAGU
Messenger RNA from Pseudomassariella vexata, 821 nucleotides. RefSeq names its product sybindin-like family protein. Bases 144 to 608 code for a protein of 154 amino acids. Lineage: Eukaryota; Fungi; Ascomycota; Sordariomycetes; Amphisphaeriales; Pseudomassariaceae. The record is from RefSeq and is a predicted model, not a curated record. The transcript is spliced from 3 exons. Gene Ontology annotation, biological process: endoplasmic reticulum to Golgi vesicle-mediated transport. Gene Ontology annotation, cellular component: TRAPP complex.